AUAUCAUCUCCAAUUCAGGCAAUGGAAACUUACGGUCAUCAUGAAGACCAAGAAGCUUUGAUGUUCCACUCCUAUCCAUGUGCAUACUACGUUCAAAGCCCUUCCACCGUCUCCCAUGCAAACAGCACCGACGUCCGCAACACCUCCAUGGAAGACCAACCCGCCGUUACUCUCCAUUUCCACUCCCCGACUCCUUCCGAGUCGAACAUCCUCAACAAGAAUCCCGACGUUGCUCGCUUCACCCUUUCGCGCUACUCGUCCUCUCACGGGUCGAACAACUCCUUCCUGCACGACAAAAGCAUUGUUGCAGCCGCCGCCACCUCCGGUGACAAAGGAGGGUUCAACCGUCUCGUCAUCAUCGACAAGGUCGGUCACGGUGACGAUCAUGAAGAUGAUGAUGGAAAAGGGUGGUGGUGGAGGUAUUGUUCUUUUAGGAGCUCUAGUUCUUGCGCUUGGAUUUCUUUGCAAAUUUGUUGGAGGCUGGUGUUGAGCUUGGGGCUUGCGUUGCUUGUCUUCUACAUUGCUACUAAGCCACCAACUCCUAACAUUGCUAUUAAGGUGGCAAGAGUCGGUGAGUUUGGAUUAGGAGAAGGAGUGGACGGCUCAGGUGUUUCAACCAUCUUUCUCACCUGCAACUGUUCCAUCGGGCUGCUCGUAGAAAACAAAUCAAAGCUCUUCGGUCUCCAUAUCCAUUCUCCGACGAUCGACAUAUCCUUCGGCCGCCUGCCUUUGGCCAUCUCACACGGACCAAAGCUAUACGCUCAAACCUGGGGCUCAUCGAGAUUUGAAGUCUACAUUGGAACAAAGAACAAACCAAUGUACGGUGCCGGUAGGAGCAUGCAGGACUUGCUGGAUUCGGGGAUGGGGUUGCCGCUACUGAUUCGUUUGAAGCUGAGAUCAAAUUAUCGAGUCGUAUGGAACCUUAUAAAGCCGAGGUUCCAUCACCAAGCUGACUGUUUAUUACUCCUCGACAACAAAUACGACAAGAAACACCAUACCCAAAAAUACAACAGCACCUGCACCAUUACUUCAUAG
Hibiscus syriacus is the source of this 1035-nucleotide messenger RNA. RefSeq lists its product as uncharacterized. NCBI's taxonomy places the organism in Eukaryota, Viridiplantae, Streptophyta, Magnoliopsida, Malvales, Malvaceae. The transcript has 4 exons. The record is from RefSeq and is a predicted model, not a curated record. The coding region runs from base 22 to 1035 and encodes 337 amino acids.